This is a messenger RNA of Aspergillus oryzae RIB40, 2355 nucleotides long. RefSeq lists its product as uncharacterized. Lineage: Eukaryota; Fungi; Ascomycota; Eurotiomycetes; Eurotiales; Aspergillaceae. Bases 1 to 2355 code for a protein of 784 amino acids. The record is from RefSeq and is a predicted model, not a curated record. The transcript is spliced from 2 exons.
AUGGAUUUCUCGAAUGUGCCCGGGUAUUGGAACGCCGUGGUGGACGCCCCGGGUUCUUCAAGCAGUAAACGUGACCUCAACCAGCUCGUGAAUCGAUUCUACGGUUCCUCGGAUCAGUGGUACACCAAGUUCAAGUCGUUGAAGUUCCCUGCGGCCCAGGGCACCAAGUACACGGAGAAGCUUGACCAGUUGGUGUAUCAUAACCCCCAGAUCUGCGUGUACGAGGGUACAAAGGUCGGGGAAUCCUUGAGCGUUGCUAUGGAAGGCACUACUACCGUUGAGUCACAUUUUGGGUUCUCAUUGAUUGCCACCUGGCAGCCUGGAAAGUCGUUUAACGUUCAUCAGGCGGCCGGCUUCUUCCAUCCGGACGGGGAGACGGAUGUGACCUUCAAGAUUGGCGGUCAGGGCGUCCUGGACACCUCCCAGAGUUUGCAGGGAUCAACCAUCACGGAGAUUCUUGGCGAAGCCAGCCUGGCCGGGAAGAGCAUCUACAAAGGAUGGGCCUCCUUUGACUUGUACCGGGAAAGCAGCGUCUCCCUCCGUAGCGGUGGUGGCAAUUCAGGAGCAGUGGCAGUGGAUACAUACGCAGAAUCUCGCAUCCAGUCUGACUGGGGCCGUGUACUGGUCAAUUUUCCAGCUGGUGCGGUCGACAGCCCGUUAGAGGGUACCUCUGAGGGACGGCGUGCGGACGACAAGGUCAGCACCGCGGAGAAGGAUAAUAUCUCACGGCCGCUCGCAGAGAGCCCCAAGGGAUUCAUUGAGGUUGGGACAACCACCCGCGUUGGUAUCAAGAUGCACUUGAAGUUUGCGUCCCCGUGGCUGUCCGAUAUUGACGGGGAACUGCCUGAUAUGUCCGUGUCCCAGUCGGUGUAUUCCCGCUGGCACUUCGAGCAUGACGGGGCGAAAUCCUGUCUGACCACUAGUCUGGGCACUACAAUGAAGAGUCAUCUGGAGCGCGGUUCUUACGUCGGAUGGAAGGACAAGGAGACGAAAACCUUCGUGCAGGAGCUGGCGCAGGCCGGAGAACGCCAAUGCUUCACAGGGGACGCGGCGACUAAGCGAGAUCGCAUCGAGCGGCGCCAGCUUGUGAACCCGAACUUCGAUCCAGAUCUAUUGGUCCCCGGAAUUAACCUGGGUGAUGGAGGAUGGAACAACAUGGCAGCCCGGAUUUUGUGCAAUGGGUGCGGAUUUUGCACCACCGAGGGGGUUGUCGAGGAGCCCUGUUGUGGAUGCGCCUGUAUCCCGUGUAGGUAUGGCACCCAGGCCAGUGUCCGGGAUGAUGACUAUUAUGUCUUCCCGAUUUCCGACCAGACCUCGUUGGCCCGGAGAGAUCUGCUGAUCAAUGCGAGCUGCGGACUCCAGGACGCGCAUUGCGUAGGAUCGGACAACAAAACCUGGCUGGUAGAACGACAGGCCACCACUCCCCGGAUCAGCCAAACACCAAAGAAACUGAAUAUCUGUAGGACUCAGAUCACCGGGCCCAAGUACCCCUCAUAUCCUAAGCAGAGCCCGAAUGCCGUUCUGGGGCCCCAGGAUUUUAAUUCUCACUGGUCGACCCAAAACGUCAUCAAGUAUAUGCAUAACUCGUCACAGUCCUGCACCAACUGGGCCGUGGGCAAAUUUGCGAACUCAGAUAUCGUGUGGGACAAAAGCACCAACAUCAGACAUAACCAGUUCUAUGAGACGGAACAUCCGUUUGAAGGCCAGACCAUCUCGCGGUUCUUCAACGUCCACAUGACGAGCGUGGCAACCGUCACUCGGCCCUGCACCUGGAUAGUCACAUGGAUUCUCUCACGGGCUCCAUGGGCCGGGGCAACGACCAAUGUCGCCCAAUUAAUGAGUUAUGAGCUCGAAAGCCGGGAUCGACAAGGCCGCCUCGCUGUCUUCCUUACCGACUCCAACUGGAUGAAGGGGGCCAUCGUGAAGGGAUCUUCCCCAAUUCAGACCUCUCGGUGGGAUAACCUGGACCUUGGCGACGAGCAGCUGGCAUAUCUGAAAGAGCUGGGAAUGCUCUUCAGCUAUUGGAACCAUCCCGAGGUGUGGCAGUCGUUCUGUGACAGCUACAAUGGGAUGCGCGACGUGCUGCUUCAGUUUGACAACUGGUACAUUGCCAACCGGGGGCCCAGCGAUCUAGUUGGGGAGUGGAAGAAGUUCAACCAGCUCGAACUCAAGCGGAUUGUCGAGAGAGGGAAGGCAUCGGCGCAAUAUCUCAAGGAGAGUCGUAAGCCGGUACCAGGCUUCUGGGGGCGGGGGUGGACGCUCAAAUGGCAAGGGCUGUUUACCUAUUUCCCGGGGAACCUCCUGUAUCAGUUUGGCACGAUAAAGCUGGAUCAGACCUGCGUGAAUUUGCAGUAG